Durio zibethinus is the source of this 1706-nucleotide messenger RNA. RefSeq names its product sulfite oxidase-like. The record is from RefSeq and is a predicted model, not a curated record. Gene Ontology annotation, cellular component: mitochondrion. Gene Ontology annotation, molecular function: sulfite oxidase activity; heme binding; molybdenum ion binding. NCBI's taxonomy places the organism in Eukaryota, Viridiplantae, Streptophyta, Magnoliopsida, Malvales, Malvaceae. Gene Ontology annotation, biological process: sulfur compound metabolic process.
AUCAAUCUCGCUACCUAUCUAAACGAAAUCACAAAAAACCCCUAAAAUACCAUUUGUCCCCGGUCUCCAUAUCACUAACAAGGUAAAGUUGGCUUUUUUAUUAAUCAAAAUCAAAAGGUUUUCUUCAUCUUGAAGUGGGUCCUAUUGCACGUAGACGGUGGAUGAUUGGCCUUCCCUCUGUUAGUCAUCUCCAAAACAUUAUUUGAAACUAAACUAAAAGCCAACAAACUUUGUGUAUCACUUGUUUCUUUUCUCCAUAGCCGAUUGGUACGUUCGGUUUGAGUUAUAGAGAGAAUCUAAGAAGAAAAAUAGGGAGUGAAAAUGCCAGGAAUAAGAGGACCUUCUGAUUAUUCAUUAGAACCGCCACGUCAUCCUUGUCUUCAGAUCAACUCCAAGGAGCCCUUCAAUGCUGAGCCACCACGGUCAGCUUUAGUUUCCUCUUAUGUGACUCCAGUGGAUUUGUUUUACAAGAGAAAUCAUGGACCAAUCCCGGUAGUUGAUGAUAUAGAAAGAUAUUUUGUUGAUAUAUGUGGUUUAAUUGAAACUCCCAAAAAGCUGUAUAUGAGAGAUAUCAGGGCGCUGCCAAAAUACAAUGUCACUGCAACUUUACAGUGUGCGGGUAAUAGGAGGACUGCCAUGAGCAAAACCAGAAAAGUGAGAGGAGUUGGCUGGGACGUUUCUGCUAUAGGGAACGCUGUCUGGGGUGGCGCCAAAUUGGCUGAUAUUCUUGAACUCAUUGGGAUACCAAAGUUGGCAAGUAGCACUGAGUCCAGUGGAAAACAUGUGGAAUUUGUGAGCAUCGAUAAGUGUAAGGAGGAGAAUGGAGGCCCAUACAAGGCAUCAAUUCCACUUAUUCAAGCCACAAAUCCUGAAGCAGAUGUUUUACUUGCUUAUGAGAUGAAUGGAGAGACUCUUAACAGGGAUCAUGGUUAUCCGUUGAGAGUAAUUGUGCCAGGUGUUAUAGGCGCUCGUUCUGUCAAGUGGCUGGAUUCUAUAAAUAUAAUAGCACAAGAAUGCCAGGGCUUCUUCAUGCAAAAGGACUACAAGAUGUUUCCACCGUCCGUGGAUUGGGAUAACAUCAAUUGGUCUACCAGAAGGCCCCAAAUGGAUUUCCCUGUUCAGUCAGUGAUUUGUUCUUUGGAAGAUGUGCAAUCAAUAAAACCCGGAAAGGUAACAAUUAGUGGAUAUGCAGCAUCAGGAGGUGGCCGUGGAAUCGAACGAGUAGAUGUAUCUAUUGACAGUGGCAAAACCUGGGUAGAAGCCUCCAGAUUUCAGAAGACUGGUAUCCCCUACAUAGCAGAUCACAUAAGCAGUGACAAAUGGGCAUGGGUGCUUUUUGAGGUUACAGUUGAUAUCCCAAAAAGUACUGAGAUUGUUGCCAAAGCGGUGGAUUCAGCUGCAAAUGUCCAACCUGAAAAGGUGCAAGAUAUUUGGAAUCUGAGAGGGAUUCUAAACACUUCAUGGCACCGAGUUCAUGUUCUAGUGGGCCACUCAAAUAUGUAAAUGGAAUCAAAUGAACGGUUAAAUAGCCUGGUUAGCAUCCUGAAAUAUGUGGCUGACUUUCUUUAUCAUGAAUUUUGUGCAAAAAUAGUAUUGUCUGGCUUUAAUAACACUGUUUUAGAAUGCACACGCAUGCGUGUUUGGAACCACCAUGUCACGUGUAGUUACUUUCCUUCAAAACAAUAGUCUUACAAGCCAUGGUUCUU